AACUGCUGCAGAGGCAACACGGAUGUUCUUCCGUAUGUGUUGAAGAAACAGCUGAAUAGAUGCAUGACAGUCAGCUGACUACACCACGAAUAUUAUUCUCUACUGUUGCACGAGUUGCAUUCAUUUCAACUGAUUAAGUCUGAAGACAGGGUUCUUCACGGGGAGCCUGAUAUGACAUCCCACCCGCCCAAGUUCAAGUUGUCAGUCUGCGGGAGCGAGAGGUUACAACGACUGAAGGAAACAUUUCAGAAAAAGUAUGGAGAACCUGCAUUGUUUUACGCAUGUGCACCCGGGCGGGUAAAUUUAAUAGGAGAACACAUUGACUACUGUGGCUAUGCUGUCCUCCCCAUGGCCAUUGAACAAACCAUUCUGGCUGCAGUCUCUUUGAACAACACCCAAACAAUCCACCUGGCCAACACCAAUGAGAGAUACCAGGAUUUCCAGGUGUCAUCUGACAGUAUUGUCAUCGACCGGGACAAUCCACAGUGGUACUAUUACUUCCUUUGCGGAGUGAAGGGGAUUCAGGAGCGCCUAGGCCUGUCCCCUCUGGCCGGCAUGCGGUGCCUGGUGGAUGGGAACAUCCCUGCCAGCUCUGGCCUGUCCAGCUCCAGUGCACUGGUCUGCUGUGCUGGUCUUGUGACCAUGGAGGCCAACCACAAAGCCCUCUCCAAAGUGGAGCUAGCGGAAGUGUGUGCCAAGUGUGAGCGCUACAUUGGCACUGAGGGCGGGGGCAUGGACCAGUCCAUCUCCUUCCUGGCUGAGGAGGGCACGGCCAAGUUGAUUGAGUUCAACCCUCUGCGGGCCACAGAUGUGAAGCUGCCUGAGGGCGCCGUGUUUGUCAUCUCCAACUGCUGUGUGGAGAUGAACAAGGCCGCCUCCUCCCACUUCAACAUCCGGGUGGUCGAGUGCCGCAUAGCUGCCAAGCUGCUGGCCAAGGCGGGCGGUCUGGAGUGGCGUCGUGUGCAGCGUCUGGGGGCGGUGCAGGAGGAGCUGGGGCUGGGGCUGGAGGAGAUGCUGGAGCGCGUGGAGGAGCUGUUGCACCCGGAGUCCUACAGCAGGGAGGAGGUGUGCACCGCGCUGGGCAUCACCCCCCAGGAACUCAGCCAAGACAUACUCAGCGCCAACACGCACCAAGUGUCCCACUUCAAGCUGUACCAGCGGGCGAGGCAUGUGUACGGGGAGGCUGCGCGCGUGCGGCGCUUCAAGAGUGUGUGUGACGCGUCUCCUGUGGACGUGCUGCCGCAGCUGGGCCAGCUGAUGAACCAGAGCCACCAGAGCUGCAGAGACCUGUACGAGUGCAGCUGCACACAGCUCGACCAGCUCGUCAACAUCUGCCUGGAAGCGGGGGCUUUGGGUUCCAGGCUAACGGGAGCAGGCUGGGGAGGAUGCGCCGUUUCCAUGGUACCUGCUGAGAAGAUAAACUCUUUCCUCCAGACCGUGCGGGAGAAGUACUAUCUUCCUGACCCCCGCCUGGCAGCUCUGGAGAAGCAGAGCCUGUUCGUGACCAAGCCAGGAGGGGGGGCAGCUAUUUUCACUGACGACAUGUGAGAGGUCCCUCAGGUGCUAGCACCCCCUCCUAUUCCACACCAGGGCCAAAACUCUGCAUUACAGUCAAUAUGUUUACUCAAUGAUCAAUGAUCGUAUCAGCUUUUCUGUAAUUUUCUUCAGACCAAUCAUCUUGAAACUAAGAAGGGAAAAAAUAAGACAUUUAUACUGUAUAAAAUCAAUGCUGAAUAAGUAGUCUAUUAUUUUUUCCCCAUCUCUGAUGGAUUCCAUUUACUGUUGAACGGGAACAGGAUGUAACCAUAGCGUGUCAUGUGUACUUGUGAUGAUAGGGAUGCAAGAAUACAACGAGUUCACUGAUUUCUUUCUUUCCCUUACAUGUGCCAUGCGUGUUUGCGUGUAUUGUGCUCCUUUGACAAACGGUAAAGUACUUUGUAUUACAUCAUGUACCUGAAAUGUGCUAUGCAAGAUAAAGAUAACUAUUCUUCAAUACA
Molecule: messenger RNA, 1997 nt
Organism: Engraulis encrasicolus (European anchovy)
Lineage: Eukaryota; Metazoa; Chordata; Actinopteri; Clupeiformes; Engraulidae
Gene: galk2
Product: galactokinase 2
Exons: 10
Coding region: 172-1548 (458 amino acids)
Biological process (GO): galactose metabolic process; carbohydrate phosphorylation
Cellular component (GO): cytoplasm; cytosol
Molecular function (GO): ATP binding; galactokinase activity
Source: RefSeq, a predicted model, not a curated record